Uranotaenia lowii is the source of this 975-nucleotide messenger RNA. RefSeq lists its product as uncharacterized. The transcript is spliced from 3 exons. The record is from RefSeq and is a predicted model, not a curated record. Lineage: Eukaryota; Metazoa; Arthropoda; Insecta; Diptera; Culicidae. Bases 133 to 870 code for a protein of 245 amino acids.
CCAGCCCUUGACAAUUGAGGCAGCUUCAUCAAUUGCAUACAGCCGAUGUGUGCUAGUUUCUAGUUGCAAUUCCCACGUCAGCUGAUCUGGGGCUAGCACAAACGUAAACUAAGUAUCUGUUUAGGUACCACAAUGAGAUUGUUAGUAGAAACGCUCAGAGGCAAAUCCACGAAAAUGCUUCGACUGCGGAUGAUCCGGUUUUCCCGAUUCAAACUUCUGCUUUUGUUGAUACUUUGUGUUGCAUUUUACUUCCUGGCUCGAUGGCAGAUAGUUUCGCAUAGUAAAUCUUCGGAAUCGCGAUUUCUGCACACCUGCAACGUAUCGGACUCAUAUAGAAUCGAGCUCGAAAGGCUGUUUGAAAGAGUACACAACAUACUUGAGGAGCAGCAAAUCAUUCACUUCCUUUGCUACGGUACCCUAUGGGGACAGAUUCGAAUGGGUCGAUUGUUACCGUGGAGGAAGAAAGCAGAUUUCUGUGUGCUCAAUGAGGAGCUGGUAACCCGGGAAGAGGCACGCUUUCUGCGAUAUUUCAUCAAUCAAGAUCUUCAAAUUUACUACGUACACUCCGAGGGCGUGUACAGGAUAUUCGUGGAUGACCCAGAAACAGGACCCUACGUCGAGUUGAUCGUUUUCCAGCGGGAUGAUAUGCAAUCGAUGUACAAGCGAAUCGGCUGGAAGCGGCGCCUGAUGCCACCGCACUGCGAUUGGACUCCGUCGCUGGACUGCUUCCCGGUGCAUUUGCUGCAGAUUCCGCUGCCACAACGUCGGCUGGGUCAGCACAUCUACAGCGUUCCGAUGGGAGGCAUCGAGAUACAGAAGUAUCAUUACAGCGAGAACUGGUGGAAAGAUAUUAGGGUUUUCAAUUGCUGAGUUUAGUUACAGUUAAAUAGUUGUUCGUUAGUUUUUUUUUAUCGCAAUGAAUGAUUCAGUACCAUGUGAUAAUAUUUAGAAGCUAAUUUAUGGAAUUUUCUGUUA